GCCGUCUAUCUGAACUGGAUCCCUUCAGCGUGGAUCGGAUCGUCUUGUGUGAGACGAAAUACGUGGCUUCGGCUUUUCUUUGGAACUGGCACGGUUGCUUUGAUUUCAAAUGACACGCUGUAAAAAUGGAGGCAAUGUGCAGUGCCUAAGCUGAAUUUACAUAGCUAAUGUCUGCUAGCUUGCGCUGUUUAUAAGAAAGCCACAUAAGCCGAACUGACGCAGACGCUUGCUAGCACCGAGAAACCAAGGUGCAGCUAGCAGUGUCUUCAAUUUAUAAAGCCAUACCGUCCCCUGACUUGAAGCUACCAAGCUUGCUAUUUAGUUCUAAUGGAGUGCCCGCAUCUCAACUCCAGUGUAUGCCUUGCUGUGGAUUCUUCCCGGUUCCCAAACGGCUCUCCGUCUUCCUGGUGCUGUAGCGUUUGCCGGUCAAACAAAAGCCCCUGGGUGUGUCUUACCUGCUUGAACGUGCAUUGUGGAAGGUAUGUGAAUGGUCAUGCGAAGAAGCACUUUGAGGACACACAGAGCCCUGGGGGCAGCCAGAGGAGAUGUGAGAAGCAGGAGAAGGAGAGGACGCAACACUCGGUCUGCAUGGACUGCAGCAGUUACAGCACGUACUGCUACAGGUGCGAUGACUUCGUCGUAAACGACAGCAAGCUGGGCCUGGUGCAGAAGGUGAGGGAGCACCUGCAGAGCUUGGAAAACUCUGUGUUUGUGGCCCAUCGCCAUAGGAAGAGGAAGCUGCUGGAUGGCUCGCCUCUCAACAGUAAGCUGCUAAAAGACAGUGGCGGAGCCUCUGCUCUCUGCGCCACCGGCCUUCGGAACCUGGGGAACACCUGCUUCAUGAACGCCAUCCUGCAGUCCCUCAGCAACAUCCAGCAGUUCUGCUGCUAUUUCAAAGAGCUGCCGGCGGUGGAGCUGCGCAGUGGGAAGACUGCAGGGAGGAGAAUGUACCACACCAGGAGCCAGGGGGAUUCCAGUGUCUCCCUCGUGGAGGAGUUCCGGAAGACUCUCUGCUCCCUCUGGCAGGGCAGCCAGACGGCCUUCAGCCCCGAGUCCCUGUUCUACGUCGUGUGGAAAAUAAUGCCAAAUUUCAGGGGGUACCAGCAGCAGGACGCCCACGAGUUCAUGCGCUACCUGCUGGACCACCUUCACCUGGAGCUGCAGGGGGGCCGCAACGGGGCGGCCCGCUCCACCCUCCCCCAGGACGGGGUCAAGCUCCCCGCCGGGGGCAAAUGCUGCAUAAAUGGGACCUCCACUGUGGUCACCUCCAUAUUCGGCGGCAUGCUGCAGAACGAGGUCAACUGCUUGAUAUGUGGGACCGAAUCCCGCAAGUUUGACCCAUUCCUCGACCUUUCCUUAGACAUUCCCAGCCAGUUCAGAAACAAGCGAACAAAGAAUCAGGAGAGCGGACCAAUUUGCACCUUGCGCGACUGCCUGCGCAGUUUCACAGACCUGGAGGAACUUGACGAAACGGAGCUCUAUGUGUGCCACAAGUGUAAAAAAAGACAGAAAUCCACCAAGAAAUUUUGGAUCCAGAAGCUGCCGAAGGUCCUUUGCUUGCACCUGAAGCGAUUUCACUGGACGGCCUAUCUCAGGAACAAGAUAGACACCUACGUGGAGUUCCCGGUGCGAGGCUUGGACAUGAAGGGCUACUUGCUGGAGCCUGAGAACAGCGGUCCAGAGAGCUGCCUAUAUGACCUCGCUGCGGUGGUGGUGCAUCACGGGUCUGGUGUGGGUUCGGGACACUACACUGCCUACGCCUCUCACGAGGGCCGCUGGUUCCACUUCAACGACAGCACAGUGACGCCGACGGACGAGGACACGGUGGUGAAGGCCAAGGCCUACAUCCUCUUCUACGUGGAGCGGCCGGCUAAGCCAGGCGCCGAGCCCAAACUUUAACGUCCACGCGGCCCAGAGUCCCCCCCCCACCCCACCCCCCAUACGACAGGACGAUCACACAGUGCUCCGUCACCCUCAUCCCACCCACACAGCUUACCUCCUUUCACCGUGCACUUUCCCCUCCAUUUCUCUCCCGCUCUGUAUCUGUACUGUUAUCAUUUCAAAGUGAAUUUAAAAAAAAAUCUCAUCCGUGAACCUCGGCAAAAAUCUUAAUUGCUGCUUCUUUUCUUUUUUCCUUUUUAAGAAACAUUAUUAGUGACUCAUUGUUUGCCUAUGCCUUGCCUCAUAUUACAUUCCUCUCUCCUGAGGCUUAUUUCCUCUUGUCAUAGAUUCCAAAGGAAAUUGUUUACUUUGUUCUCAGUGAAAGUGAGGUCCUGAAGACUGAGGACACGUUGUGUGUUCACCGCAGCUACAGAGCACAGCCCUGGAAUCUGUAGUUCCCCUCACAUGUGCAUUCACUGCCUGACUCGCCCACUGAGUGUGUGAGCAGAAUCCACAGUAAUGGCAUUUCACCACUGGGGGGUGAAAGAAGACUAGCAAUUUGAAGCGUUUCUGCUCUGAUCCCGUUUUAGCCUGAAGAGGUAGUUCAACGUGACCUGUUUCCUGUAGCUGUGUAAUUACAUGUCGGCCUGCCAGUUUGAUUGUCAUCUUUACUACCAUGACUUCAGUGGCGAGCAGGCCAAUGCCUCUAAGCAGUACUGACUGAGCCAUCAAUGCAGUUUCAAGUAGACAGCAGGCUUCUGCUGGUGCCUUCAAAAUGAUGUUGUGCAUAUGUAGGACACCAACAUUCACCAGCAAAUGGUGUGAACGUCCUCCCUAAACGAUUGAUUUAACCUUUGAGCUGCUUAUGGUUUGCGUGCACUUUUGAAAAGAUGUGGGUGCACCAAACUUAACGUCACGAUAGACCGAUGCAUGUGGAGUGGGUUGCAAGAGGACUUUAGGUCCCUUCAUGGGGUCUCGAACGCAACUUUUUUUUUGUUGUUAAAUAAUGAACCAAUUAAAUGUGAAAACUGCCUUUUGUAGGAAGAGCAUCAGUGUAUCAUUUUUUGCUUGUUCUUGAUAAUCCGUUGUGUGUUUUUUAGUGGGAGUUUAUUGUGAUGUUUUUGAAAUCAUAAAUGUUCAGUAUAUGAUUAUCAUGCACUAUUUAGAAUAAUGCUGCCAGAAUUAUUUGUAAAGGGGGAGAACAAGGUUGUGUUUAUUGUCGAGAAUGCAGUCUUUCACUUUCGUUUCUUUUAAAUUAGGUAGUUCCAAGUUCAGUUACUUGGAGAGAUGCAAAUGGAAUGGAGCUGGUAGGUUAUUACUGUCUGUCCUGCGCCACUUUGCAUUUCUUCCCUGAAAAUUCCACUGAUCCCAGGCGUGUACCGGUGCUCCUCAGCCAUACGCUGCUCAGUGCUGAUCAGAGUGGUCUGGUGAUCUCCAUCAAAGGAAGGGGGCUCAGUGUGUUGAUGCUCUCAGACGUGACCCAAAUAUAGGUUGCUCUUGUCUUUUUUCAUGAAAUAAAAAGGACAAAGUCUUGCUGCUUUUA
Molecule: messenger RNA, 3424 nt
Organism: Anguilla rostrata (American eel)
Lineage: Eukaryota; Metazoa; Chordata; Actinopteri; Anguilliformes; Anguillidae
Gene: usp3
Product: ubiquitin specific peptidase 3
Exons: 15
Coding region: 328-1899 (523 amino acids)
Biological process (GO): protein deubiquitination
Cellular component (GO): cytoplasm
Molecular function (GO): cysteine-type deubiquitinase activity; zinc ion binding
Source: RefSeq, a predicted model, not a curated record